Molecule: messenger RNA, 972 nt
Organism: Drosophila montana
Lineage: Eukaryota; Metazoa; Arthropoda; Insecta; Diptera; Drosophilidae
Gene: zuc
Product: Mitochondrial cardiolipin hydrolase zuc
Exons: 2
Coding region: 157-876 (239 amino acids)
Biological process (GO): piRNA processing
Cellular component (GO): mitochondrion
Molecular function (GO): RNA endonuclease activity producing 5'-phosphomonoesters, hydrolytic mechanism
Source: RefSeq, a predicted model, not a curated record
GUAUUUUUAAUAUGUAUUACAAAAUCGAAAAUUGAAAAGUGUUCAUUUAGUCAAGUAAACUUUGUUUCUCGAUAGACCACAUUCAAUAAGGAAUUAACAUUUAUCGUACUAAGUCGUUUCCAUAGUUGAGCGCAAUUAGGAAAACAGUGGGUAAAAAUGUACGAUUGGUUCAACAGCCACAAUAAAUGGGCCGCCAUCACAAUAGGUGCCGCCACUGUGGCUGUCUCAAAGUUAAUUUUUGCUACAAUAAAAUAUGCGCGUAGCAGAAAAUCGAACGAGGAAGUCCUGACCAUUCUAAUAUUCAAUGAAUUGAGCGGUUCAUGUGGCGCAAACCAUCUUAAAAAAGCACCAUUUAAGUGUCAGAACAAAUACUGCACAAGGAGCCACAUUCAACGCAUUGUUUAUCAAAUUGAUCAGGCACAGUAUUGUAUCGACAUUGCAAUCUAUACAUUUACCAUAAUAGAACUGUUGGAAGCUUUCAAACGUGCGCUGAGCCGUGGAGUCACAAUUCGCGUUAUCAGUGACCACGAAAUGAUUUGUUCAAGCGGCUCGAAGGUUUUAAGUCUAAACAGAUUGGGCGUUGAGGUUCGCAUGCCAGAAACAACAGCCAUGAUGCAUCACAAGUUCAUGGUGAUCGACGAAAGAGCGCGUGUGGAUGAUUUGCGGCUAAAGGAUCGAAAAUCGAAACCACGUGCCUACCAAAGUGUGGUGGUUUACGGUUCGGCCAACUGGACCUUGCAAGGCUUUAAUGGAAACUGUGAGAAUUGCGUUAUCACCUCGGACAAACAAAUGACCAAAAAAUUUCAAACUGAAUUCGACAGAAUGUGGAAAUCGUUUGAAUGUUCUUCACGCAACGUCAAAGCCUGCAUAAAAUAAAUUCUUUAUUCAUUUCAUGCAUAUACACCUUAUUUUGUCAAUAUAAUUAUGGGUUAAGAUUAAAUGAAAAUGCAUUGAUAAUACAACUAUCAACUA